Messenger RNA from Ogataea philodendri, 384 nucleotides. RefSeq lists its product as uncharacterized. The coding region runs from base 1 to 384 and encodes 127 amino acids. The record is from RefSeq and is a predicted model, not a curated record. Lineage: Eukaryota; Fungi; Ascomycota; Pichiomycetes; Pichiales; Pichiaceae. The transcript has 2 exons.
AUGUCUAGCAAAUUGCCCUGUACUUUCAACGUCGAAAUUCAAACUCGAAAACCGGAAGAGUUUGCUCCACUCUCUCCAAUCUCCUCGCUCACCCGCAAAAAUUUGGACGCUGCGGCUGGUGGUGUUGUGGUAGCUGGGCUUCCUGAUGGUGUUAAACGUCUUGACCUAGAUCUUAAUAGCGAUGGCUUCCCCUUAGCCUGUUCACUUAAUAGUGUGGUGAAAGCCUUUGGGUACAAACCUACGCUAUUUGUAGCCAAAUUACGGCCCAUGUACCAACCAUCAUCAAAUUCGCUAUCGUCGCUUAUAAGCUCUAUGGUGUCACCGGGAUGUAUUGUAAGUUCAUCUCCCAACCUAGCAUUAAAUUCUUUUAUGACGCUAAAGUAA